Molecule: messenger RNA, 1770 nt
Organism: Closterium sp. Naga37s-1
Lineage: Eukaryota; Viridiplantae; Streptophyta; Zygnematophyceae; Desmidiales; Closteriaceae
Source: the annotation of a GenBank genome assembly
AUGGCUCGCGUGCUCAAGUUGUCUGAAGUGAAGGAGCUCGUCCUCGGUAAGAGGACGCUCGUUACAGUCGAUGCCGACGACUCGUUAACAACAGCGCUGAAGCUGUUUCAGGAGCACCACGUGACGUCGAUGCCCGUGCGCAACCGUCGCCUCUCUGCACCGCACCAAACCGAGAAGCCGUCGCUCAAGAAGCCCCAAGCUUUGCAGUCCAUCAUGGUGCAUCCGUCACCCAUGCGAUUCGUCGGCAUGGUGAGUCGUCGUCGCACGUCGCGCGUGCAAUUCAUCGGCAUGCUUUCGGUGGUGGACGUGGCGAUCUUCCUCGCGGAGUGGGAUGGUAACAAGGGCGCGCGUGGCGACGACGGCGAAAUGGUGGCGAAGACCCUGUGCGACGUGAAGGUCGCUGACGUCAUGGGCAAGUCCGAGGAGACACGUCAGAUGGUCGUCGUGGAUCCCCAUGCCAGUGUGUGGCAGGCGAUGCUGCUGCUAGGCGCGGGCGGCUUCCAUCGCGGCCUCGUACCCAACAUCUGCCCGGGCGAGCACGACCUGCUCCCUCUCACCGAGCCUCCCCCCAAGCCCACCUCCCUGGCGGAGAGGCGCGCAGAGAAGGAGGAGAAGGGUGAGGAGGAGGAGGGGGAGGGGGAGGGAGCAGGAGCGGCGGUGGUGCCGGCGCCGCCGAUGCCUCUGGCGGUGCAUAGCGAGGUGACGGGCGGCGUGGUGGGCGAGGAGUAUCGCGUGCUGUCUCAGAUGGACGUCGCCACGUUCCUGCUGUCGCACGAGGGGCUCAUGGGACUUGCACUGGCUAAGAAGGUGGAUGAUCUGGGACUGGUGUGGCCGUUGGUGGUCACCAUAACGCCGUCUGACACUCUGCUGCACGCCUUCCGCCUCUUCAGGCGCCACCAGGUCACUGCACUCCCUGUGGUGGCUGCACAUGCGUCUGAGCCCCAUUCCGGCUUCCACGCGUGCGGCGAGGUUCUGAUCGACACUCUCUCCGCCUCUGACGUGCGCUGCAUUCACGUGCUGGAAGGGGGGGUGGAGGGGAAGAAGGGGCAGGAGGGGUUAAAGGAGGAGAAGAAAGAGGGGAAGAAGGAAGAGGGGAAGGGGAAGCACGGGAAGAAGGGGAAGGAGAGGAAGGGUCACCAUGCGAAGAAGACUGCGGUGCGGGUGGGUGAGGAGGAGUUUGAGGACCUGGGGGAGGUGACCGUGGGUCAGUUCCUGAGCGCUGUCAGGACGGCACAGAACCGCCACCUCAUCACGUGCACUCGCAACACGAGUCUGAGGCGGGUGCUGCACCGCAUGGUGAGGGAGAGGGUGCACCGCGUGUGGGUGGUGGACCAGCAGGAGCAGCCCUCGCCCAUGCCCUCCCCUAGCAUCCCCUCUACAAGCAUCUUCAAGGACAACCUAGAAGACCAGGGUCAUGCUGGCAACGGCAAGCCGAAGCCGCACGCUGCUACAGUGCUGCCGGCUAUGGGAGGGGUUGGAGGAGGAGGAGUGGGUGGGGGAAGUGUGGAGAUGCAUUUACAGGGGGUGGUGAGCCUUACGGACAUUCUUCGUAUUGUGCGUGUGCUGCCCAUUGCUAGUCUCUCUUCCUCUCAGCUGGGCGAACUGGGGAAGGAGCUGGAUGUGCAGGAGGGAGGGGAGGGGAAAGAGGAGGAGUUGGAGGGGUGGGAGAUGGGUGGAGGGGAGUUCCUUAUGCCUGAUUGGAGCAUCGCGCCUGGGUCCCUGCUGGAUUGGUGGCCGAAAAUGAGCAAGUCUUCGUCGGUUGGUGCUUGA